CCGUUCCAAAUAUCACACAAAAAUAUUUCAAUUUCCACUAUAACAGUCUCUUCUUCUCUUCAUCUAUAAUUCAAUUCCCUUCCCUUUCAAAUCUAUUCCUAACCCUUAAGUUUCCCAUGGCAACCGAGGAACCCAUCAUCGCGGUUGAACCCGUUCCCGAACCUUCAGUCUUGGAGAAAGUGGAGGAACCCAAGGCCGAAACGGAGAAGACGAAGAAAUCCAAGGAAUCGAAACCUAAGAAAGCUUCCAAACCACGAAACCCUGCUUCUCAUCCUACUUACGAAGAGAUGAUUAAGGAUGCAAUAGUGUCGCUGAAGGAGAAGAACGGUUCCAGCCAAUAUGCGAUUGCGAAAUUCAUUGAAGAGAAACAGAAACAGCUUCCUGCUAACUUUAAGAAACUAUUGCUUCAGAGUUUGAAGAAAAAAGUUGCUUCUGGAAAGCUUGUUAAGGUUAAAGGUUCAUACAAGCUUUCAGCAGCGGCCAAAAAGCCCACAGUUGCUAAGCCGAAGACAAAGCCAGCUGCCAAAGCAAAGGCUGCCGUGAAGGCUAAGACAGCCGCUAAGCCAAAAGCUAAAGCUGUUGUCAAGCCAAAGUCCAAGUCUGUUACUACUAAGCCCAAAGCGGCUGCUGCCAAACCCAAAGCUGCUGCCAAGCCUAAAGCUGUUGCUAAGGCCAAAGCAGCUGCGAAACCAAAGCCUAAGGCAAAGUCUACAAAGGUUGCUAGGACAUCGACAAAGACGACACCUAGAAAGAAAGUUGCUGUUGCCAAGCCUGCACCUAAGAAAGCAGCGGCUGCAAAGAAAGCUCCUGUCAAGAGUGUGAAAGCUAAGAGUGUGAAGUCUCCAGCCAAGAAGGCUACCGGGGUGAAGAGAGGGGGAAGGAAAUGAGAGUCUUCUAAACCUUAGCAUUGUAAAGAUGUUUUGUGUUCUUUUUUUUUAAUACUACUAGUUUAUAUAAUAUAAAAACUUCUGGUUUUAUUUUCCA
Molecule: messenger RNA, 984 nt
Organism: Lathyrus oleraceus (garden pea)
Lineage: Eukaryota; Viridiplantae; Streptophyta; Magnoliopsida; Fabales; Fabaceae
Product: histone H1-like
Exons: 2
Coding region: 117-887 (256 amino acids)
Biological process (GO): negative regulation of DNA recombination; nucleosome assembly; chromosome condensation
Cellular component (GO): nucleus; nucleosome
Molecular function (GO): structural constituent of chromatin; double-stranded DNA binding; nucleosomal DNA binding
Source: RefSeq, a predicted model, not a curated record